Molecule: messenger RNA, 2161 nt
Organism: Agrilus planipennis (emerald ash borer)
Lineage: Eukaryota; Metazoa; Arthropoda; Insecta; Coleoptera; Buprestidae
Product: apoptosis-inducing factor 3
Exons: 5
Coding region: 127-1965 (612 amino acids)
Cellular component (GO): cytoplasm
Molecular function (GO): oxidoreductase activity, acting on NAD(P)H; 2 iron, 2 sulfur cluster binding; flavin adenine dinucleotide binding
Source: RefSeq, a predicted model, not a curated record
AUAACGAUAAAUUACUUUUAAGAUUAUUUGUUGUAAGUAGAAAGUAUGUUAAAAUAUUUUCGUAAAUAAUAAUAAUAAUAAUAAUAAGAGUAAAACGGCCUUGAAGGUACAACAAAUAUAUUGAGCAUGAUCUGUAAAUUCUUUACUGAAUUCGGCCGUAAAACAAUUCCGAUCCUGAAUCAUGGGUUUCUUAAAACCAACACGAUUAAUAGCACAUAUGUUUUUGUUAGUGUAAGUAUUUUUCGUUAUAACAGUAAUAAAAUACUAAAGAUGGGCUCCAGUUCUGGUAAAUUUCAAGUUACUAAACCCAAAGAUCCUAAACAAAACCUAAUGGCUACAACCUCGUCUUCGCCCCAACACUCCUGUGCAACAGCCGAAGAAUACGUUGAAGAUGUCGUCUGUAAAACAACCGAUUUGGUUGAAAACGAACCUAAAGUAUUCGACCUAAAAGACGGUAAAGUGCUACUAAUAAAACAAAAUGGGCAGAUAAACGCAUUGGGCACGAAAUGCACCCAUUAUGGGGCCCCAUUGGAAAAAAGUGCUGUUGGUGAUGGGAGACUCAGGUGCCAGUGGCAUGGAGCAUGUUUCAACAUCACGACCGGAGACAUUGAAGAUUUCCCUGGUAUGGACUCAUUACCCUGUUAUCAAGUUAUCCUCGAGGACGAUAACGUUAAAGUCCGCGCCAAAAAGUCGGAACUCAAGGCCAACAAACGGGUCAAACCAAUGGUCAAACUUAAUCCAACGGAAUGUCAAAAGAUAGUCGUAAUUGGGGGAGGUCCAGCAGGAGCUGUGUGUGCAGAAACUCUUAGACAAGAAGGGUUCAGGGGUAAACUUACCCUGGUCAGUAAAGAAAAAUAUCUGCCCUACGAUCGAAUAAAACUGAGCAAAGCCCUGGACAUCUCCGACAUUAACAACAUACAACUAAGAAGUCCGAGUUUCUACAAAGAUGGCGACAUAGACGUUAUUACAAACGUUAUGGCUACCGAAGUAAACCCCUCUAAGAAAACCGUUACCCUAAGUGACGCACAGAUAUUACCCUACGACAAAGUUUUCGUGGCGACCGGUUCAACGCCCAGGCUACCGGAUUUGCCCGGUGCUAACUUCAAAAACAUAUUCGUCCUGCGGGAGUUUGAAGACGUUAAACUUAUCGCAAGUCAUAUCUCUCCCGAUAACGAAGCUGUAAUAUUGGGAUCCGGUUUCAUUGGGAUGGAAUGUGCGGCAUUCCUAGCAGGAAAGGUGAAAAAAGUUAGCGUUAUUGGAAGAGGCCGUGUUCCUUUUGGGGCUACAUUCGGGGAGAAAAUAGGGACUGCACUUAUGCGACUGUUUGUGGAAAAAGGGAUCGAAUUCCAUAUGGACGUAGAAGUUAAACAAUUCGUAGGUAACGAAGGAAAAGAGCUAAAGGGUGUCGAACUAGCCGAUGGUACCGUUAUACCAGCAAACUUUUGUAUAACUGGAAUCGGGAGUAACUUAAAUACCCAAUUUCUGGGUUCCAGUGGGAUCAACAUAAACCCAAAUGGAACAGUGGAAGUUGACGAAUAUUUGAAGACGAAUAUCGACGAUAUUUUUGCAGGUGGUGACAUAGCGAACGCCCCCAUAAUCACCCACAAUACUAAAGCGUCAAUUGGACAUUGGGGUCUAUCCCACUAUCAUGGCCGAUUAGCCGCUUUGAACAUGCUAGGUAAAAACCAACCCCUAAAAACUAUCCCCUUCUUUUGGACAAUGCUAUUUGGGAAAAGUAUUCGGUAUGCGGGUUACGGUAAACCGGACGACAUCUUGUACACGGGGAACGUGGACGAACUUAAGUUCGUAGCGUUCUACUUAAAUAGGGAUGAAGUUAUAGCUGUUAGUUCCUGUCAAAUGGACCCGGUGGUCUCCCAAUUUGCAGAACUAAUGAUACAAGGUAAAAAAUUAACCAGAAAAGAUCUGCAAGCCGACCCGUUGGCUUGGACGAAACAGGAAUUAUAAAUUGUCACGUUUAUGUUAAAAGGGGACCAUCAGUUUGUCUCGCACUGUUGUAAUGUGUAUUAAAAGGUAUUCGUUAAUGUUUUUUUCUUUCACAGAUUUUAGGAAUCUAUUGUACAGUAUUCUGCAUUUUUAAUAAAGCUUUUGUGAUAUGCAUUAUUUACUUAAAAUGUAUAUAAAAAAGUAAAAAUAUAGCUAC